GCCGUCGAGUCAGGCUGGACCUCUCAACUACUAAAAGGACUUGGGUGUUGAGGAAAUGGACGGGCGGUGCUUCGCGGCUUUUCUCCCUCUGGUUCUUUGCACUAAAAUUAAUGAGCCGCAACCUCCAUGAAGCUCUCCACUAAAGCCUCAAGCUUGAUGUUGAUGGGGCCGCCGAGCCUUGGCCUCUCAACCACCGAAAAGACAGAGACUUUGAAAACAUGGAAGGGCGGCGCUUCCUUCGCGGUCUUUCUCCCUCUGGCUCUUUUCACUAAAAUUUAUGAGCCGCAACCUCCAUGGAGCUCUCCACUAAAGCCUCAAAGCUGGAUGUUCAUGGCGUCGUCGAGUCUGGACCCCUUCACCACUACUAAAAGCUUUGGGAUUCGCGUGAAUGGGCGGACGCUCCUUGGUGGCGGCACUAAAGCCAAAAAAGGAGUCUCCGACGCGGAUGCGGAGCGCUGCCCGCGUUCGCGGAAACUGGGAAACUGGUUUGAUCUGAGCAGUGUCGGUCUGAAUGGCGCUCUCGCCCGGGAAACGUACACUCGUUGUCGUGAUGGCACGAGCGCUGUGUUGGUGAGGUGUAUAAAUCUGGCCAGUCCGCUAGGGUUUAUUCCUCACUUCUUCACUUCUUCACAGCGCUGUCUUCGCUUGCGGAGACUAAAACAUCAGGACGGGCUUUAAUAGGCUGGGGAUUCUGAGGAGGAGUCAGUUCGCGCUCUAAAACUCAAUAUGGAACGAUAGCAUGUCCGGCUGGCAGUGGGUGGG
Trematosphaeria pertusa is the source of this 762-nucleotide messenger RNA. RefSeq lists its product as uncharacterized. NCBI's taxonomy places the organism in Eukaryota, Fungi, Ascomycota, Dothideomycetes, Pleosporales, Trematosphaeriaceae. The record is from RefSeq and is a predicted model, not a curated record. The transcript has a single exon. Bases 127 to 678 code for a protein of 183 amino acids.